This is a messenger RNA of Cokeromyces recurvatus, 2697 nucleotides long. Its product is annotated as kinase-like domain-containing protein. Gene Ontology annotation, cellular component: cytoplasm; cytosol; nucleus. The record is from RefSeq and is a predicted model, not a curated record. Gene Ontology annotation, molecular function: protein serine/threonine kinase activity; ATP binding. NCBI's taxonomy places the organism in Eukaryota, Fungi, Mucoromycota, Mucoromycetes, Mucorales, Mucoraceae. The coding region runs from base 1 to 2697 and encodes 898 amino acids. The transcript is spliced from 6 exons. Gene Ontology annotation, biological process: protein phosphorylation; negative regulation of glycogen biosynthetic process; intracellular signal transduction.
AUGUUGAAUAGAUUUGUUAGCAGUAAUGAUAAUCGUCCAGAAUUUACACAUGAAGAGAGUAAUAGCAGUAGUAGUACAAAUAAUAUACCAAAACUAUUAAGAUCCUCUACUUCUUCUUCUACUACUGAGCAGUUACAACCACCUACACCUAAUCCUGACUUGUUUGAUUUUCAAUUUUUAUCUUCAAAAGAUAAUCCUAUUAUUAAUCAUCUUCGUAUUACAACAACUAUUUCAAAUGAAAGUGAAUGUGAAUCAGUGUCAACUCAAUCUUCUUCCUUGUAUCAUCGACAUAAAACAUCAUUAUACCCAUCUUCUAUAAAUACAACAGAUAUAACAAAUAACUUGGAUGCAAUUGCAACUCCAAUAUCGUCAAGAGAAAUAGUAACAACCACUACUGCGUCAUCGUUUGAUACAUGUAUUUCUCGUUAUUUACCACAAAAUCAAGCUGUCAUCACAACUCAGGAUAAUUGGCGUAUUAGUCUUUUAAAUCAAAUAGCUACCAUGAUUCUUUCUGGUUUACAAAGAGAUUUAACUGAACAAGAUUUUAUUGGGAAACAUAUAUUAGACUUUAUCGAUGUCAACUAUAGACCUUUAUUACUUGAUAAAAUUGUUAAAAUGAGAGAUGAUUCUCCUCAAUCUUACCAUCUUCACAGUCAUGGCAUUGUCCUCAUUUGUGGUGAUAUCAUACCUAUUAUCAAACAAGAUGGAACCAAGUCUUCUGCUUCUCUUUGGUUAAAAGAAAAGAAAAAUGAAAAUGGUUCUUCUAUCUUUAUUUGGAUAUUUGAAGAAGUGUCUCAUAGUACAAUCAAAAUUUUAUUAAAUGAAAAUAAUUUAAUUCAAUCUGUAAAUGAAGAUAAUGACGCUAUCGAACUCUUUGGCUAUACUUCUUUAGAAUUGAUUCAACAACCUAUUCAAAAAUUAAUACCCCAUUAUGAUAAGACAUCUCUAUUUUUUGGCGGUCGUACGAAAAGAGAUGCUUAUUUCCCUGUCAUGAUUGGACAUAUUCAAAAUAGAAUUCGUAUUACAUCUAUGCCAACUCUGGCAGGACUCGUGACUGUGGAUCGUGAAAGUAUGAAGAUUCAAAGUUCAAAUCAUAGUCAUACAUCAUCCUUUUGUAAACAUCUAUUUGGUUAUGAACAUAUCGAUCACAUGUCCUUGGCCAUCUUGAUCCCACUCUAUCCACGUCUUAUCGAGUUACUUGAACGUGAUCAUUUAUUAGAUGAAGGUUAUGUUCUGAAUAACUCAAUUUGUCAUCACAUCCUUUUAAAUGAAGUAGGUCAACCUCUGAUGGCUCGACAUCGUGAUGGUAGCGAAUUUGAAAUUGAUAUUCAAAUCAAAUUGCUCGACUCUACAACAUAUGCACUUUGGAUUACCUUUGAUCGAGAUGCUGUCUUUACACGUUAUGGUCAUACCACUUCAUCUAUUAUGUAUUCAUCAUCACAACAAAAGGAUUCUUAUUCAACUACCAUUGUUCGAUCUAAAUCAAUUAAUUUACCUGCCAUUUAUACAAAGAGGAAAAAAUCAAGUAUCGUUCUAAAUCGACCUACUAUCAUAACGACUGCUACGAAUACAAAGAAUGUAAUGGGUAUUAAUACAUGUUCAAUAAAAGAAGAAGAAGGAGUAGUAGUAUCAGGUCCUAUUCACUUGGAAUCUUCAGUAGAACAACAACAACAACAACAACAACAACUACGGCCAGUCUCAAUGGGUCGUAUCACGAGUUUUUCGAGACCUUCUUUCUUUAGUUCAGUCGAAAAGAAUGAAGUUAAAGAUUCCUUUCAUAGUCACUCAAAUCGUUUUCAUAUACAACAACAACAACAACAAUCUACUCCUGAUACAAAAGAUUUAAGUUCGAUUUGGCCACGUUUAGGCGAAUAUUCUGCACAAACCUUAAAAACAAAUAUUCAUAAUUAUGAGAUUGUAGAUGAAUUAGGUCAAGGUGCUUAUGGUGUAGUGAAACUAGCUUAUCUAAAAAGUGAUCCACAAAAGAAACGUGUAGUUAUCAAAUAUAUUAUAAAGUCACGUAUUUUAGUUGAUUGUUGGAUACGAGAUCGUAAACUUGGACUUAUCCCUGCUGAAAUUCACGUUUUACAUACUUUACGUAAAAUACCACACAUCAAUUGUAGUGAUAUGUUGGAUUAUUUUGAAGAUGAAGAUAAUUAUUAUGUUGUUAUGGAUCUUUAUGGUGCAGGCAUGGAUUUAUUUGAUUAUAUUGAAUUAAAAGAAGGUGGAAUGACAGAAACUGAAAUUCGAGAUAUCUUUCGUCAAAUAGCAGAAGCAGUGAGACAUUUACAUGAUCAUCGUAUCGUUCAUCGAGAUAUUAAAGAUGAAAAUGUCAUUUUAGACCUCAAUGGUGGUGUUCGAUUAAUUGAUUUUGGAAGUGCUGCUUAUCUAAAAGAAAGUAAACAAUUUGAAACAUUUGUUGGAACCCUGGAUUAUGCUGCACCUGAAAUUCUGAAAGGACAAGCCUAUAGUGGUCCACCUCAAGAUAUUUGGGCCUGUGGUACCUUAUUGUAUACCUUGAUCUAUAGGGAAAAUCCAUUUUAUAACAUUGAAGAAAUCAUGGAACGUGAAUUAAGAAUACCCUUUGUUAUAUCUGAAGAAUCUGUAGACCUUAUACGUAAAAUGUUGGAUCGUAAUGUUAACAAGCGAAUUAAUAUUCAUCAAGUAUUAGAACAUUCUUGGUUUCAUGCAAACUAA